This is a messenger RNA of Torulaspora delbrueckii, 423 nucleotides long. RefSeq names its product dolichyl-diphosphooligosaccharide-protein glycotransferase (gene OST2). Gene Ontology annotation, biological process: protein N-linked glycosylation. The record is from RefSeq and is a predicted model, not a curated record. The transcript has a single exon. Bases 1 to 423 code for a protein of 140 amino acids. Gene Ontology annotation, cellular component: membrane; oligosaccharyltransferase complex. Lineage: Eukaryota; Fungi; Ascomycota; Saccharomycetes; Saccharomycetales; Saccharomycetaceae.
AUGUCACCAAAGGUCAAGAAAGCAGCUGUUGCAGCCCAGACUGGUUCUGGGACUUUAAAGAGCAAGAUUCCGUCUUCCGGGACUAUUUCUAAGGAUUUCAGUGAUGCCUUCAACGUUUCGCUAGAAUCCUAUCUGUCGCAGGUUAAGAAGGAUAACCGCUUGAAGUUGAUCGAUAUCUUUUGCGUUUUCCUGGUGGCGAUCGCUUUAGUGCAGACCGUGUUUAUGGCUAUGAUAAGAGAUACUUUCCCAUUCAAUGCAUUCUUGGCUGGGUUCAUAGUAUGUGUGGGACAGUUCGUACUACUGAUAAGUUUGAGGUUGCAAAUAGUCGAUUCAUUCCCUGGGAUCUCAAAGAACAGAGCAUUUGGCGAGUUUGUGUUAGCUAGCCUUGUUCUACAUUUUAUAAGUCUACAUUUCAUAAAUUGA